Molecule: messenger RNA, 4027 nt
Organism: Pseudogymnoascus verrucosus
Lineage: Eukaryota; Fungi; Ascomycota; Leotiomycetes; Thelebolales; Thelebolaceae
Gene: MSH6
Product: DNA mismatch repair protein msh6
Exons: 2
Coding region: 167-3802 (1211 amino acids)
Biological process (GO): mismatch repair
Cellular component (GO): MutSalpha complex; nucleus
Molecular function (GO): mismatched DNA binding; ATP-dependent DNA damage sensor activity; ATP binding
Source: RefSeq, a predicted model, not a curated record
CCCUGAUAUAUCAACUUCAACCUCGACCUUCAACCCCUUGGACCCCCUUUGUAAUACCCUCAACCUUACCCUUUUUUUACCCUACCAAUCCUAAAUCGGGAGGUUGAUGGGAUCGUCUUUCUUUGUUUAAUUUGUUCAAUAGAGCCAAAGCAGAAUACCACCCACCAUGGCGAAAUCCGAAAAAUCAACCACCACCCCCUCGCGCCCUGCCCCGGCCAGGAAACAGGCCAGUUCCGCCGCGCCCUCGACAAGCAAGAACCAGAGAUCGAUCUUAGGCUUCUUUUCCAAGGCCCCGACCGCGGGACUGCCGCUGCUGAAGAAACAAGCUAGCCCCCCCGCGACGCUGGAGGGUGCUCAGACCGAUGGCCCUGCUGCAGCGAGGACACCGGCGGGGAAGGCGGUGGGGAAGGUGGGAAAAGCGGUGAAGAAGAUGGAUAGGACGCCGGUGGCGAGUAGUGAUGUUAUUGAACCGCCGAGCUCGCAGGGUGGGGGAGAUAAGAAUGCGGUUGUGCAGAGUAGUCCAUCGAGGAGGGCGAAGAGGCCUGUGAGCUACGAGGAGCCGGAUGAGGACGAUGAGGAUGAUGAAGCGCCUGUGGCGGCGAGGAGGAGCAAGUCGAGGAAGAAAGUUAUUGACAGUGAUGAUGAUGACGAUGAGGAUGUGUUUGUUGGCGAGGUUGAUGAGGAGAGUGAUGAUGAUGAUAUGGACGACUUUAUAGCUUCAGAGGACUCUGAUGCUGCGCCCUCGAAAUCGAAGAAAAGGAAGAGGCCAUCGCCAUCCAAGACGCCUUCGAGGAAACGAUCAUAUGCUCCGUCUCCGCUUCCUCCUGUUGUUGAUGAUGAUGUGGAGAUGGGGGAUAGCCAGGGAUCAAGCGCGCAGAGAUGGAAGUACGACCCUGAUGACACCAAACCGCUGCAGCCGCGCUCGUCGAAUAUCAUUCGCAAGCCAAAGCCAACCUCAAGCGAUCUAGCCAAGAAACAAAAGCCUAGCAAGUCGGAGCCGGAACAUCGUUACACUUGGCUCGCGAACCUCCUCGACAUGGACCGCAACCCACCCGGCCACCCCGACUACGAUCCUCGCACGGUGUAUAUUCCGCCAAACGCCUGGACAGGCUUCAGCGCCUUUGAGAAGCAGUACUGGCAGAUCAAGCAGAAGUUCUGGAACACCAUCGUCUUCUUCAAGAAGGGCAAGUUCUACGAGCUCUACGAGAACGACGCCACCAUCGGCCACCAGCUGUUCGACCUCAAGCUCACUGACCGCGUCAACAUGCGCAUGGUCGGCGUGCCCGAGUCCUCGCUCGACCACUGGGCCAACCAGUUCGUGGCGAAGGGCUACAAGAUCGCCAGGGUCGAUCAGAUGGAGUCGGCGCUCGGGAAGGAGAUGCGCGAGCGCGAGGACAGCGUCGGUGGCGCGAAGGCGAAAAAGGUCGAUAAGAUCAUCCAUCGCGAGCUAGCGUGCGUACUGACCAAGGGGACGCUGGUGGAGGGGAGCAUGCUCGAGGACGACAUGGCGACGUACUGUGUGGCGAUCAAGGAGACGACGACGACUGCGGAUGAUCUGCCGACGUUUGGCAUUGCAUUCGUGGACACGGCGACGGGGCAGUUCUUCCUGUCCGAGUUCGUCGACGAUGUCGACCUGACCAAAUUCGAGACCUUUGUGGCGCAGACGCGACCGCAGGAGUUGCUGCUGGAGAAGUCGUGUAUUUCCGUCAAGGCGCUGCGGAUUCUGAAGAAUAAUACCAGCCCGACCACUAUCUGGAACUAUCUGAAGACGGGGAAGGAGUUUUGGGGCGCUGAUGUCACGAAGAGGGAACUUGACUGCAGUGGAUACUUUCUGACUGAGGAGCCGGGAGCAGAUGAGGAAUGGCCGGCUACGCUCACCGAGGCGAAGGAUAAGGAGAUCAUCAUGUCCGCCUUCGGUGCGCUGGUGCAGUACCUCCGAUCCUUGAAACUGGACCGAGACCUCCUCUCCCAGCGCAACUUCGCCUGGUACAGCCCGAUCCAGAAAUCGACCACCCUGGUCCUCGACGGACAGACCCUCAUCAACCUCGAGAUCUUCGCCAAUACCUAUGAUGGAGGGCAGGCGGGGACGCUCUUCAAGAUGCUCAACCGCUGCAUCACGCCGUUCGGGAAGCGCAUGUUCCGCCAGUGGGUCUGCCAUCCCCUGGCAGAUGCGAAGAAGAUCAAUGAGCGUCUCGACGCUGUGGACAUGCUCAAUGCGGAUAGUACGCUUCGGGAGCAGUUCACGGGGCAGAUGACUAGGAUGCCUGAUCUCGAGCGGUUGAUAUCGCGCAUCCACGCUGGAGUGUGCAGGCCGGACGACUUCGUCCGCGUCCUCGAGGGCUUCGAGCAGAUUGAGUAUACGAUGAGCAUGCUGGGUGCAUUUGGCGGGGGGGAUGGCAUCAUCGACCGUCUCAUAUCUGGGAUGCCUGAUCUCAUUGGGCCGCUCGAGUACUGGAAGACGGCGUUUGACCGCACCAAGGCUCGCGAUGAAAGACUUCUGGUCCCCGAGCGUGGGAUAGAGGAGGACUUUGAUGAUAGCGAGGACCGCAUUCUGGGCAUCAAACAAGAAUUAUUCGGACUCAAGAAGGAGUGGGCAGCCAAGCUCGGCACCAAGGGUGUCCAAUUCAAAGACAUCGGCAAGGAAAUCUACCAGCUCGAAGUCCCUGUCAAGAACUCCAAGGCCGUUCCCAAGGACUGGACCAUGGUCUCCUCCACCAAGUCGGAGAAGCGCUACUACUUCCCCGAACUCAAAACUCUCGUACGCGCACUCCAAGAGGCACAAGAGACGCACGGUCAGAUUGUCAAGGCGACCGCCGGCCGCUUCUUCCAGCGCUUCGACAAGGACUACACUACCUGGCUCACUGCCGUGAACAUCAUCGCGCAGCUCGACUGCCUCAUUUCCCUCGCGCGUGCCUCCGCUGGCCUCAGCUCCCCCAGCUGCCGUCCCUCCUUCGUGGACACCGAACGCACCGUCGUCGACUUCACGGAGCUGCGCCAUCCCUGCGUCCUCCCCAACGUAACGGACUUCAUCCCCAACUCCAUCCGCCUCGGCGGCUCCGAGCCAAACAUCAACCUCCUCACCGGCGCCAACGCAGCCGGCAAAUCUACCAUUCUCCGCAUGACAUGCAUCGCCGCAAUAAUGGCGCAGAUUGGGUGCUACGUCCCUGCGGAAUCUGCAACUCUCACCCCAAUCGACCGCAUUAUGUCCAGGCUGGGCGCAAACGACAACAUCUUCGCGGCGCAAUCGACCUUUUUCGUCGAGCUUUCUGAGACGAAGAAGAUCCUCGCCGAAGCAACCCCGCGCUCCCUCGUCAUCCUCGACGAGCUAGGCCGCGGUACAAGCUCCUACGACGGCGUCGCCGUCGCGCAGGCAGUUCUCCACCACGUCGCCACACACGUAGGCGCCAUCGGCUUCUUCGCCACGCACUACCACUCCCUCGCCGCCGAGUUCGCAGGCCAUCCCGAGAUCGCGCCGCGCCGCAUGGCCAUCGACGUCGACGAGGCGGAGCGGAGAGUCACCUUCCUGUACCGCCUCGAGGAAGGCGUGGCGCAGGGCAGCUUCGGUAUGCACUGCGCGAGCAUGUGUGGGAUUCCGCGCAAGGUGGUGGAGCGCGCGGAGGUUGCGGCGAAGGAGUGGGAGCACACGAGUCGGUUGACGGUGGGGCUAGAGGUGGCGAAGAGGGGGACGUAUGUCCCGCUUGGGUGGCAGAGUGAUAUUGCGUGGAUGCUGAAGGAGGGGAAGUUGGGAGAGGGGGCGGAUAGGGGGGUUGAGGUGCUGAUGAAGGCUAUUGCGGGAAUUUGAGCGUGGGGAGGAUGUGUUGAUGUGAUGGAGUGCGUGGCGUGUAUUUGGGACGGAGUUGGCCGGGCUUCAGGUAGCUAUUUCGUUAUCUUGUUUGGGGUACUUGGGCUAUAGCUAUGUGUGCACUGUAGAUGGUUGGACCUUGUUGGAUUGGCAGAUGCGGAUAUGAAGCUAAUUCUACAUUGCAAUACAUGGCGCCUCCUUCCCAUCUAUCUUACCUUGCGUGGC